AUGUCUAAUUCAAAUACCACUAACUUUAAUCCUGAGUCUUCUGAAUCUACCCGCAUUAUUCAGUCCCAACCCUUUAGGCCUCGUCCCCCAAUCACCACUGAGGAGCGUAUUGCCGUUUUUAAACGAUUGCUUGAUCCGAAUGAUUCCCUCUAUACCCCAUCUCAGCUGAACAAUGUAACUGCUGUGGUACAUCUUUACCAGCAAGGUAACAUCACAGUUGACGAUGAGAUCUUUGUGGUCGAUGGACAUAUCGCUAGUGAAGAAGAAUGUAUCGCGGCGAAAAACCCAUAUUUUUGGGAGGCUAGUUGA
Penicillium paradoxum is the source of this 309-nucleotide messenger RNA. RefSeq lists its product as uncharacterized. The coding region runs from base 1 to 309 and encodes 102 amino acids. The record is from RefSeq and is a predicted model, not a curated record. The transcript has a single exon. Lineage: Eukaryota; Fungi; Ascomycota; Eurotiomycetes; Eurotiales; Aspergillaceae.